Molecule: messenger RNA, 1146 nt
Organism: Penicillium pulvis
Lineage: Eukaryota; Fungi; Ascomycota; Eurotiomycetes; Eurotiales; Aspergillaceae
Product: NAD(P)-dependent alcohol dehydrogenase
Exons: 6
Coding region: 1-1146 (381 amino acids)
Molecular function (GO): zinc ion binding; oxidoreductase activity
Source: RefSeq, a predicted model, not a curated record
AUGAUACUUUCUAAAGCUGUUAUUGCUCGAGAGCCGACGCAACCUCUAACUGUGAGGUGGUCAUUAGAGGAUGUGGAUGUUUACCCACCCGGUGAUGGCGAAGUUCUUGUGGAAAUGCGUGCUUCUGGAAUUUGCCAUACUGACAUUGUGUUGACUUCCGUGCCGCAAGGUGAAUUUGGCGUCAGUUAUCCAAAGGUGCCGGGACAUGAAGGUGCAGGAAUUGUCCGUGAUGUUGGCAAGAAUGUACAUGUCGUCGCGGUCGGAGACCCGGUUCUGCUGUCUUUCCACGCCUGCUUCUCCUGCGAACAAUGCAAGAGCGGCCACCCUGCUUAUUGCAAUUCUUUUGCACAGGAAAACUACGCCGGCCGUGGGCAAUUGAUGUCAGUACGGGAAAGCGGAGAAGGAUUAUGGACUCGGUUUUUUGGCCAAUCCAGCUUUGCCCACUACAGCAUUGUGAGCGAAGCAAGCAUUGUCAAUGCCAAGGAAAUUCUGCAUCAUGAUCAUGAACUAGAGCUUUUUGCCCCUUUGGGAUGCGGAUUCCAGACGGGAAUGGGUACAGUCCAGAAUAUAGCCAUGGCGGGUAUAGCUGAAACGGUCAUGAUCAUAGGCCUGGGUGCUGUUGGAAUGGGGGCUCUGAUGACAGCCAAAAUCAGGAAUUGCAAAGCUAUCAUCGCUGUGGAUCGGAUCAAAGCUCGUCUCGAGCUGGCCAAAGAACUUGGUGCUUCACACAUACUGGAUACAAGUGAUUCAUCUUUCACCACAUUGGACGAAGCAACUCGAAUCUUGUUUGCGGAAGGAGUCUCCGUUGUGAUCGAAACGACGGGAGUGCCUGGUCUAAUCGAGCAAGGGAUUCAAUCCACAACUGCACGUGGUAAGAUAGUGCUUGUUGGAAUACCACCUCCAAGUUAUACUCUGGGUGUCAAAGUCAUCGAACACAUAAAUUCGGGCCGCGCGAUCUUGGGAUGCAUUGAAGGGGAUUGCGUCCCCCAAAUCGCCAUUCCCCAAAUGAUAAAAUGGUAUCGGGAGGGCAAGUUUCCGAUUGACAAACUGGUUAAGUUUUUCAAGGCUGCCGAUUACGAACUGGCGUUGAAUAGUUUGAAAGAAGGAUCUUCAGUCAAACCAGUCUUGUUGUGGAACCAAUGCUGA